AAGCUAUGACGCUCCACUAGCUGUGACCUGAGCGCGAGAGAAAAGAUUCUAGAGAUGUUGAAGCAACACAGUAAGCAGAGAUUUAUGUGAUAUAACUGGAAAGUGGACUUAUACGGACUUAGUUACAAAAGGAGGACUUCUUUCGCGCCUUUGUCGCUUAAAGGAGUUGGAAGGAUGUCAUCGUCUCCAUGUGAGCACAUAAGUCAUGACGUAGAAACGACCUUUCUGGAGAGCCACUCGGAGGACGAGGUCAAAGUCCCUAUAAAUCAAUUAUAUCCGUACAUUCGUUGUGCACUUUGCUGCGGUUUCUUCAUCGAUGCGACCACCAUCACAGAGUGCCUGCACACAUUUUGCAAAACCUGCAUCGUGAAGCAUUUCUUCCAUAGCAACAGGUGUCCAACAUGCAGCAUCGUGGUUCACCAGACACAGCCUCUUUACAACAUCAGACCAGACAGGCAGCUGCAGGAUAUUGUUUACAAAAUGGUUCCCUUCCUGGAAAAGUUAGAAAGAGAUCAGCGGUGUAACUUUUACAAAGAAAGAGGACUGCCGGUGCCAAAACCAGCGACUGUUUCGCCUCAAGUUCCUGUUUUGAUGAAAAGGCAAAAGCGAGAGCUGUUAUCGCCGAAAGCAUUUACCAUGCCUCCGGAGCUCAACGUAUCUCUGCUCCUGGAGUUUGUCGGAGCUGAAAAGGGAAUACACGACUUUAAGCCACUAGAGCGGCGGUAUGUUCGUGUGUCUGGAGAAGCCACCGUUCGCCACGUGGAGCUGUUCAUUCGUAGGAAGAUGGAGCUGAGUCCUCUGUGUCAGGUGGACGUGGUUUGUGGAGAUCACCUCCUAGAUCACUAUCAGUCACUGAAAGACAUCCAGAACUCUCUGGGUCAGGAUGCUCUUCAGGAUGGUCUGUUGGUGCUUCACUUUGGCUUGGUUCUGCCGUCUUAGCCUUGAACACACAGUUCUACGUCUGAACUGACUGAAUGGCCUUUGGGUUUUUUUUUUUUCUUUUCUCAAUGAGAAGUUAGUGAAUACCUCAGUAAUCAUCUAAUUACAUACCUGGAUGUAAUGCUGGAACUUCCAAGGAAGCAUUUGAUUAGAUGUUGAAGCGAAUGUAGGCAUGUUGGUGGGUUGCUACAAAUGCAGAAGUGUGUUUACUGUUAGCGUGCAGGUCACGGGUGUCAUUAACUGAUACGUUUAGCGUUUACAGGAUGUAAGGGCUGCUGUAGCUAAAACCGGGCUGAACUGUUAUAUUUCUGGAGCUUUUUAAGCCUCUUAAAGCAACACAAACGGCCUCUGAUCUUUUGUAGACCCGUCUCUUUUUUUGUGAUUUAAUAAAGCUGUGAUUUAAAGGGCUACCAUUACCAAAGGGUUUAUUACUGAAAAUUAAACACUUAGUACUUAGAUUUCUAUUGUAACUAAUGUUGUUUGAAAAUAAAACAAAAAAAAUGUGUUGUCACUGAAACUGAAA
Molecule: messenger RNA, 1462 nt
Organism: Nothobranchius furzeri (turquoise killifish)
Lineage: Eukaryota; Metazoa; Chordata; Actinopteri; Cyprinodontiformes; Nothobranchiidae
Gene: pcgf6
Product: polycomb group ring finger 6
Biological process (GO): regulation of transcription by RNA polymerase II
Cellular component (GO): PRC1 complex
Source: RefSeq, a predicted model, not a curated record